AUGGAGGAUCUGGGGCUGCAUGUCGGGGCCAUUUUCAUCAUUCUCGCCGUGUCUGUAGCCGGGACGCUGGUGCCUCUCGUCUCCAAGCUCAUUCCCCAGUCCAGCGUCAAUGCUAUCGUCAUGGAGUCCAUUCGUGCGUUCUCCUUUGGUGUGGUAUUGGCGACUGGCCUGAUUCACAUGAUCAACGAAGGCAUCGAGAAGCUAAGCGACGAGGCUCUUGGUUCCAUCGUGGAGGAGUAUGGCUCCUUGGGCUUGGCGGUUGUGCUGAUGACUCUGAUGCUCUUACAUUUUAUCGAGUGCGAAAAUGUCGUAUUUUUCGGUGCUCAGGGCUCUGUGCUUCACGGUCAUGGCCACAGCCACGGCGAUCGCACCUAUCAGGCUGAACACGACCACCGCGUUCGCAACUCUGACAGCAGCAUGCGAGAAGCUACCGGCACCCCCGGCGCCGAUUUUCGGGCAAUGCAGCCUUCACCGAGUCCUACGCCAGAGCAAGUGGCCAAAGAAGCCUCGAGCGAUUCCAGCAUCCGUCACACGAUCGCGACCGUCAUCUUCGAAGCAGGUGUCAUCUUCCACUCUGUCAUCGUUGGGCUCGACCUAGGAGUAACCACUGGAACCGAGUUCAAGACACUUUUGACUGCUCUGUGCUUCCACCAGUUCUUCGAGGGGGUCGCUAUCGGUAGCGCUGCCGUCAGCGCCGUUACAAGCAAGAAGAAAUUGUUCCUGAUCAACUUCGCGUUCGCGAUCACGACCCCAAUCGGCCAGGUGAUCGGCAUUGGAAUUCGCAACUCCUAUUCCAGCGAAUCAACCACGGCGCUGUGGGUGCAGGGAGUAUUCGACUGCGUGGCCGGUGGAAUUCUGCUCUAUACAGGCCUCGUCGAGCUGCUGACGUACAAUAUGACCACCAACCAGAAGUUCCUGGCUCGCAGUACUUCACAGAGGUACGCGUUGUACGCCUGCCUGUGGUCGGGGGCCGGCUUCAUGGCGCUUGUCGGUAGAUGGGCGUAA
This is a messenger RNA of Phytophthora sojae, 1005 nucleotides long. RefSeq names its product zinc transporter ZIP protein. Lineage: Eukaryota; Oomycota; Peronosporomycetes; Peronosporales; Peronosporaceae. Gene Ontology annotation, biological process: zinc ion transmembrane transport. The transcript has a single exon. The record is from RefSeq and is a predicted model, not a curated record. Gene Ontology annotation, cellular component: plasma membrane. Gene Ontology annotation, molecular function: zinc ion transmembrane transporter activity. Bases 1 to 1005 code for a protein of 334 amino acids.